AUGGCCAGCUCAUCACCAUUGCCGAGUCACUUGUGUUCCAUCAGUCAGCUCUCGACACACCGUCCAAGUGACAAAGUGCGUUUUUUGGGGUGUGUUAAUCAAUAUCAUGAGUCCACUGCUCUGCUCUCCCUUUUUCACAACUUCCCAUCUCCCCAAGAUCGUCACAUCGCUCAAGUCGAUAUAAGUCAACUACUAGACACCAUCGAUCACCAAAACCUCCAAGUCGGUGCCUGGCUCAAUAUCAUUGGCUAUGUCGGCCCUUCUCCGUCCAGGAAUCGAACGAAGAUACAAGCCAUCAUGUUAUGGUCCGCUGGAGCUGUCAAUCUGCAGCAGUACGAGACCGCUCUUGUCUCCAGGCAGACGACUUGA
Messenger RNA from Aureobasidium pullulans EXF-150, 369 nucleotides. RefSeq lists its product as uncharacterized. Gene Ontology annotation, cellular component: CST complex. The record is from RefSeq and is a predicted model, not a curated record. Gene Ontology annotation, molecular function: single-stranded telomeric DNA binding. Lineage: Eukaryota; Fungi; Ascomycota; Dothideomycetes; Dothideales; Saccotheciaceae. The coding region runs from base 1 to 369 and encodes 122 amino acids. The transcript has 2 exons. Gene Ontology annotation, biological process: telomere capping.